CCCAGAAACCUCUAGACAGCAGUAGCCCUGGGAAAGCACGCGAAUUGGCUGCGUGGUGCGACGGGAAUUGUAGUCCCGCCUGACAGAGCGCCCCCGGAGGACUUCCGGGCUGUGAGUCCGAUUUAGGCGUCCCGCGGAGGCCUUCGGGAAUCGCAGUCCGGCACGCGCGAGUCUCCGGGAACUGUAGUCCGUCCCGCCUGCCCAGUCAGCGUGGUACCACCCUGUCGCUGUCUAGGAAAUGCGAAAGCAGCCAGUCCCGGGGAACAGAGAGGCCGGCGUGGUGAGGGCCAGGCGAGAGCCAUGCGGAGGCGGGUGGGAGCAUGCCUGGUUGCCAGCAGGAGCCGAGGAGGGCAUGUCUCAGGCACCGGAAGCUCGGCCAAGCCCACCCUCAGUGUAUCAUGAGCGGCAGCGACUAGAGCUGUGCGCCGUCCACGCUCUCAACAACGUCCUCCAAAAGCAACACUUUAGCCAGGAGGCUGCAGACGAAAUCUGUAAGAGGCUAGCCCCAGAUUCCCGGCUGAACCCCCAUCGCAGCCUCCUGGGUACCGGCAACUAUGAUGUCAACGUGAUCAUGGCUGCCCUGCAGGGCCUGGGCCUGGCCGCUGUGUGGUGGGACAGGAGGAGACCCCUGUCCCAGCUGGCCCUGCCUCAGGUGCUAGGCCUGAUCCUGAACCUACCCUCUCCUGUGUCUCUGGGGCUGCUGUCCCUGCCACUGCGUCGCCGGCACUGGGUAGCCCUGCGCCAGGUGGAUGGCAUCUACUAUAAUUUGGACUCAAAGCUGCGGGCACCUGAAGCCCUGGGGGGCGAGGAUGGUGUCAGUCUCCCCACAUUUCCCUUCAGGGCCUUCCUGGCAGCUGCCCUGGCCCAAGGCCUGUGUGAGGUGCUAUUGGUGGUGACCAAGGAGGUGGAGGAGACCGGCUGCUGGCUGCACACAAGCUAACCCACUGCCUGUGAAGGGCUGAUGCUGCUACACUCCCAAGUGUCCAGUGCCUGGAAGGGGCCUGCAGCUGCGGGCCCCCGGAGGUCUGCCUCCCGCCCUAAGGUCCCCACUCUCCCCACCACUGCUGCCUCAAUAAAUCUGCUCUUUUGCUA
This is a messenger RNA of Meriones unguiculatus (Mongolian gerbil), 1092 nucleotides long. It is a transcript of the gene Josd2, whose product is annotated as Josephin domain containing 2. The record is from RefSeq and is a predicted model, not a curated record. Gene Ontology annotation, molecular function: cysteine-type deubiquitinase activity. NCBI's taxonomy places the organism in Eukaryota, Metazoa, Chordata, Mammalia, Rodentia, Muridae. Bases 239 to 940 code for a protein of 233 amino acids. The transcript has 5 exons. Gene Ontology annotation, biological process: protein deubiquitination.